This is a messenger RNA of Dermacentor albipictus, 1340 nucleotides long. RefSeq lists its product as uncharacterized. Gene Ontology annotation, molecular function: zinc ion binding; nucleic acid binding. NCBI's taxonomy places the organism in Eukaryota, Metazoa, Arthropoda, Arachnida, Ixodida, Ixodidae. The record is from RefSeq and is a predicted model, not a curated record.
AUGUUCUCCGCUGCAAAGGAUUUAUCGGCCUCUGGCCGAGGUGCUGCUCAGGCUUCAGCCAGCAGCAAUGACUACCGUGUUGUGUUACCCCGUCUUCCUACCGGUAAGCUGGUUGUGGACUCCGUUUUCCUGCAUGCUGACUUAAGUGGUCGACCGUACAGAGCCCAAGACUUCAGAGACGCCCUUCGGAACGUUAUUGACCUGAAGGAAAUAAGUUCCAUCGGACAAUUUCAGAUGUCGCAUGUGUGGAUGGUGGCGUGCAAAUCAGGCAUGACAAAAUCAAAGCUAGUCGCAUGCGGGGAAUUAUCCGUAAAAGGUAGACGCUGCGUCGUCAUUGAUCCUGAGCCCACGGAAGUUAAAAUGAAGCUUUUGUGGCUUCCUGAGCGUUUGGAAGACGACGACAUUCGAGAUGCGCUCCAGGCUUACGGGAAAGUCAAGUCUAUAUCAGCAGAAAGCUGGAGAGUAUCGGAGAUGGAACAAAUGCGUACGCUAAAUCGGGACGUGGUGUUGACUCUUGCCGAUGGAGUGAGCGUGGGGGACGUUCCACAUCUACUACCUGUUUGUGGAGUGCAGAGUCUCGUAUUAAUUCCAGGCCGGCCCCCACUUUGUCUGCGCUGUAACAAGGUGAGACACAUUCGUCGAAACUGCAGAACCCCACGUUGUGAAACCUGCCGCCGCUUUGGUCACACAGCUGAAGAAUGUGUCGUAACAUACGCCGAUAAGUUACGACACAGAACAAAGCCUCCGGAUGAAAGCUUGCAAGAACACAUAAUGGACAUUACGGAGGUUCUUGACGCGACGGGAGACGUUCCCUCUUCCGCGGAGACCCGCUGUGCCACUAAGGCCCCUCUGCCUGUUAAAGACAGUCACAAUGCCAUCGCAGAACUACCCGUGAAAAAAGAAAGUAGCGAAGAGAAAGAUGACCAACCGAAGCAACAACCCAAAGGAGCACCCGCUACCACGGAGCCAGCUGCUGCCCAGCAAGCGAAUGAGGGAGCCGGAGAUGACUCAUCUGAUGCACCCAAGCAACUCGACACGUGCACUGAGCCGGCAGAGGACAGCCGAAGUAACGCGGAUACUUCAGUUCCGAAGCGCCGUGCGACCAACAGAUCGGAAUCAAGCACAGACAGCGAGACGACCAGUACCACAAGAAAAGCACGUCGCCGUAAAACAUCGAAACACUCAGGAAAGUGCCGACGAUCACGGUCCAGAAGGCCAGGUGGGGUUUCGGAGGGAGCCUCACCGUUGCCCUCUAGGACCGAUCACAUAGAUCAUUAGGUCCAAAUACUUGGUAGUCACCAUGGCCCUGUCCCAGCAACUUCUAUUCGCAACCUUGAACG